Molecule: messenger RNA, 360 nt
Organism: Monascus purpureus
Lineage: Eukaryota; Fungi; Ascomycota; Eurotiomycetes; Eurotiales; Aspergillaceae
Source: the annotation of a GenBank genome assembly
AUGGUCAAGAAGAGGGCGAACAACGGCCGCAACAAGAAGGGCCGCGGCCACGUCAAGCCCGUCCGCUGCUCCAACUGCGCUCGUUGCUGUCCUAAGGACAAGGCGAUCAAGAGAUUCACCAUUCGCAACAUGGUAGAGUCUGCUGCUAUCCGUGAUAUCUCUGAUGCCUCCGUCUUCACGGACUACGCCGUUCCUAAGAUGUACCUGAAGCUCCAAUACUGCGUCUCCUGCGCUAUCCACGGCAAGAUUGUUCGCGUCCGCUCCCGGGAAGGUCGCCGUAACCGUGCCCCUCCCCCAAGGAUCAGGUACAACAAGGAUGGCAAGAGAUUGACUCCCACCCAGACCGCUAAGGCUCUGUAA